UCCUUCCGGCGCCAGGAAGGACCCCGACGAUGGCGGCGGCCGCAGCCCUUGCGCUAGGGCUGCCGCUGUUGCUCCUGGGGGCGCCCCGAGGGGUCCUCGGCCAGGCCCACCCGCCGCCGCCCGCCCCGCAGGACGCCGAAUUCACCUUCCUGCUGCCGGCCGGUCGCAGGGAGUGCUUCUACCAGGGCGCGCCGGGCAACGGCUCCAUGGAGCUGGAGUACCAGGUUAUUGGUGGAGCCGGGCUGGACGUUGACUUCUCCUUGGAAAGUCCUUCAGGCAGAUUGCUGGUUGAUGAAUACCGGAGAUCCGACGGGGUUCACACCAUUGAGCCUACAGAGGGAGGGGAUUACAAGCUGUGCUUUGACAACUCCUUCAGCACUAUAUCGGAGAAGUUGGUGUUCUUUGAACUGAUCUUUGACAGCGCCCAGGAAGAUGAGGACUUGAACAGUUGGGCCGAAGUGGCAGAACCAGAAGAGAUGCUCGACAUAAAGAUAGAAGACAUUAAGGAAUCUAUUGAAACCAUGAAGAGUCGCUUGGAGAGAAGCAUUCAGAUGCAGGCCCUGCUGCGAGCCUUUGAAGCUCGAGACCGCAAUUUACAGGAAAGCAACCUGAGCCGAGUCAACUUCUGGUCAGCCGUCAAUCUCACGGUGCUCCUGGUGGUGUCAUUUCUCCAGGUGUACAUGUUGAAAAGCCUCUUUGAGGACAAGAGGAGAGUCUGGACGUAGCAGGAGGAGAAAUGGCACCCCAUUUUUACCUACGCGGGGCAGGUAUCCAGAAAAAUGCCAGCUCCCAUAUUGCCAAAGCUCAGUACUGUCCCAAGUGUAGCUGCCAUUUCUGUCAUGAGUCUCUUCACAGAAGGGGUUAAAAUAUCACAGCCAAGGUAAGGGGGGGAUUUGGGGUGGGGAUUGAACACCCCCCACAUCUUGUGUGAUGGUGACAACCUGCCGAAAUUGAGAGCAGGGUGAGGGAGUGCAAGAAUUGGAGUUGUUAGGCAGUACACAACAAGCAAAAACAGCUGUUCUUCAUACAUUUCAAUAGCUCCUCUGUUUACAAUGAAGGGCAGGUGCUUCUCAAUGUAUUACAGCUUGCAGCAGAGUUUGCCUCUUGGCCUUAAAACUUUGAUAUUCUGCGUCAAGACUUCAUCAACAUGUGCCUUAGCAAAAGUUGCUGGCCUGGCUGGAAGCAGCAACGCCCCGACCACUUCUGCUGUUGAGAGGCUCCUAGCCUCUGCUUUUUACAUCUCCCUGCCCUAAGAAGCCCCACAAUACUUAAGGGCAUUAAGAAAACUCUCCUAGUGGCAUUGGUAAUCUUUACCACCCUGGCUUCUGCAUUUGAUUUUCCUCAAAUGAGGAGUAUUGGCACUGCUAAAAAAAGACCCCAGUGGUCAGCAAUCUGCAAAGGGCGGAAAGGCCUGGUUUUGCACUCAUUUGGCGCUAGCGUGUCCCGGUCUAGCAUUCCGAUUUUCAGCAGAAAGCAAGCAGAAUGUGACGAGUUUAUUCCCUUGGGAGGAAAUUAUUGCCUUUCCAAGACCCAACUCUUCAGGUAUCUUUAAAAAAACGUUAGGAACUGUGAACAAGUAAAUUCCUGAUUAUAGAAGGCUGACCUGCAGAGCACAUGAGCUCUUGAAUACAUCUGGUGGAAUUCUUGUUUAUGUUCUGCUCCAUGGGAAUUCCUUACUGGAUUUAGGAUAUAAGAAAUUUCACAUGUAUAACCUGGGCCUAAAUUUACGCAAUGGUGGCAGAUUAGUGUUGUUAUAUAUGCUGUGAUUGAAGCACAUUUGCAUUUAAAGUGGGCGUGGGUGGUGCAUCUUCUCUUCUUCCUGCCACAGGUACGCCAGCAGACUGCUGAGCUCUAAUACUAGUAGAGACAGGCUGGGAGAGGGCUGUGCAGAGCAAGUGAGCAAAGGAAGAAUUUAGCACUGCCCUGACAGUUUACUUUGUGCCCUCACUAUAGACCAGGCAUCCCCAAACUUGGCCCUCCAGAUGUUUUGGGACUACAGUUCCCAUCAUCCCUGACCACAGGCCCUGGUGGCUAGGGAUGAUGGGAGUUGUAGUCCCAAAACAUAUAGAGGGCCGAGUUUGGGGGUGCCUGCUAUAGACAUUAUGGAGGGACUUCUGAAAUACACUCCUGGUACAUUCACUGGAGAUCAAAGUUGAACAUUCAAGAGUAGUUGAUACCCCCCCCCCAACUCCAAAACAGCCUUUCAUUCUUAGUACAUUAACAUUUCCCUGGACGUGGCAGUGCAUUAGCCCAAGCGAACUGUUCAACGCUACUCCAUUGGCUGCUCUUCAGGGCAGGAUGCUGCCAGUGCCCAUAGCUGCAUCCCAGAUCAGCUGGUUCCCGGCGGCAAGAAACAGCUGCGUGUACGCUCACACUAUAAAAAGACUUUUUUCUAAGAUUGUGUAGGCCAUUGUCUUGUGCUUCAAUAAAUGGUCUUUGAAUUGGA
Molecule: messenger RNA, 2446 nt
Organism: Zootoca vivipara (common lizard)
Lineage: Eukaryota; Metazoa; Chordata; Lepidosauria; Squamata; Lacertidae
Gene: TMED1
Product: transmembrane p24 trafficking protein 1
Source: RefSeq, a predicted model, not a curated record